Molecule: messenger RNA, 2184 nt
Organism: Uloborus diversus
Lineage: Eukaryota; Metazoa; Arthropoda; Arachnida; Araneae; Uloboridae
Product: glutamate receptor ionotropic, NMDA 3A-like
Biological process (GO): modulation of chemical synaptic transmission; ionotropic glutamate receptor signaling pathway; synaptic transmission, glutamatergic
Cellular component (GO): postsynaptic membrane; plasma membrane
Molecular function (GO): transmitter-gated monoatomic ion channel activity involved in regulation of postsynaptic membrane potential; NMDA glutamate receptor activity
Source: RefSeq, a predicted model, not a curated record
GCUCCACCCUUUGUGAUGCCUGCCACCCGCGUAGAAAACGGUUCCUGCCUGAUGGGAUUGCCUUGUUUGCAGGUGCACACUAGUUUCAAGGCCGAACUCUCACGGCUUUUCGCUGACUUCUACAGUGUGCGUGAGUUGGAGGGAGUGGAGUACAACAUUAGCUGCUGUGCAGGGAUGGCAAUCGACUUGCUGAAAGUCCUUGCCAAAGAUCUCUGUUUUGCCUUUGAUCUCUACCUCGUGGCUGAUGGUUUCUUUGGCACCAGAAGAGGAAAACGUUUCAACGGCAUGACGUAUGACGUCCAAACCGGAGCAGCCCACAUGGCUUUCUCGGCUUUCAGCCUGACAAGCGAGCGUUCACAAGUCAUCGAUUAUUCCGUCCCCUUCUAUCAUUCGGGGGUGUCUUGUCUUACUUUCCACCAGGAGAGAGAUGUACCACUGUCUGCCUUCCUCGUACCCUUCAGCGCCCAGUUGUGGAUCGCCAUUUUCACUGCCUUGAAUCUGACAGCCAUAUUUGCUGCCAUAUACGAGUGGUUGUCACCAUUUGGGCUUAAUCCGUGGGGGCGCAUGCGCAGCAAAAAUUUUUCGUUGGCUUCUGCUUUGUGGGUUAUGUGGUCGCUUCUUUUUUCUCAUCUGGUUGCCUUCAAGGCACCGAAGUCAUGGCCUAAUAAGGUAUUGAUAAACUUAUGGGGAUGCUUCAGCGUUAUUUUCGUUUCGUCGUACACAGCAAACAUUGCAGCUCAUUUUGCCGGACUGUUUUUUCAUCUCAGGGUUGAUGACUUUCACGAUGCAAGCCUUUUAAAUCAAAGAACGGGGGCUACGAAAGGAAGUUCAGCGGAAUCAUACAUACAUGCUCAAAAUCCUCAACUUUGGCAGCAUAUUCAAAAAUAUGGCUUUGAAGAUUUGGAAGAAGGAUUGGAAAAACUCAGGAAAGGGGAGCUGGAUGUGCUUAUUGGUGAUACUGUGGUGCUAGAUUACAUUCGAGGAAAUGAUCCUGGUUGCGGCCUUCAUCUUCUUGGACAAUCUAUUUUUGACGACGCUUACGCGGUAGGCAUGCAGAAGGGUUUUCGACUCAAAAAAUCCAUUUCCACACUGAUACUUCGGUACAACGAGCAUGGUUUCAUCGAGCAGCUGCAAAAGAAAUGGUUCGGAAGAGUGCCUUGUUUUAACCACUCCGUGCAUCGCCUCAACAAGCCGAAGCCCCUGAGCCUUGGAGCGGUGGCGGGAGUUUUUGUGAUGUUAGUGUUGGGUCUCGUCGUCGGCAUCGUCAUCCUCAUCAUCGAACACAUGGUCUUCAAACACGCCUUGCCUCAGUUGCGGAAGAAGCCAGCGGAGUGUUUCUGGAAGAGUCCGAAUGUCAUGUUUUUCAGCCAGAAAGCAAAAGAAGAAGCAAGAAGAAGGAAAAGCAAGUCGCAGUUUUUUGAAAUAAUUCAAGAGAUUAGUAAAGUUGUUCGCCUGCAAAAAGAGCAGCGGCGGAAUCCUGAAGUACCAAUACCAGUUCAUCCUCUGCCUCUACAACGAGAGAUAGCAUCUCCGAUUUGCUCCCCCUUGGACAAGCAGCGCCUUUUGUUCGUGCCACAAAGUUCAGCAUCGCCACCAAAAACUCGCAGCUCCUGGACAGAUCUGUAUAGGAGGGGACCACCGUUCUUUGGAAGUACUCGCUACAGUCACUUGCAGCAGCAGGAAGAACAGUCCAGCUUCUACAGAGUCAUGAACGAAUCCCCUCCAAUGUGUCGGCGAGCUCACUGUUUGGUAAGAGCCGAUUCCACUCUGGAAGAUUUCAGUUCCUCAGUUGGUGAAGAUCAGCAGCUGCAGCAGCAAACCUUCGACACUACCGUCCUCAGCAUAAGUGUCGAGGACCUCCGAUUGAUGGAUUCAUCCACCCACGACGAAUGGCCUUCCCUAAAGAGGCAUAAAUCCUUGGAUGAAACCGUCUGGAGGAAAAAAAUCACGUUCAGCCCAAAAAGAAAAACUGUACCAGUAGCUUCUGAACCGAAAAUAGCGGUCAGGAAGCUGCUGGAAGUUGAUGAACUUCUCCUCUACUCCAUGAGCAAAGAGGAAAUCAUCCGUUCUUGGCAGGCUUCUGAAAGGAAGCUUCUCAACAAAUUAAGAGACACGAUUAAGGAGAAAAAAUCAUUAGAAAGGAAGCUCAUAUUUAUACAAAAAACAUUAGUGAAACCACCUUGA